Molecule: messenger RNA, 3564 nt
Organism: Myotis myotis
Lineage: Eukaryota; Metazoa; Chordata; Mammalia; Chiroptera; Vespertilionidae
Gene: DDX18
Product: DEAD-box helicase 18
Exons: 14
Coding region: 68-2170 (700 amino acids)
Biological process (GO): maturation of LSU-rRNA from tricistronic rRNA transcript (SSU-rRNA, 5.8S rRNA, LSU-rRNA)
Cellular component (GO): nucleolus
Molecular function (GO): ATP binding; RNA helicase activity; nucleic acid binding
Source: RefSeq, a predicted model, not a curated record
GGAAGUGACGUCACCCGGGAGCGCGCAGAAGCCGGGCUGCGGCGCCGCUGGGAAGCGUUUCGUCAACAUGGCCCACCUGCCGAUGAAGCUCCUGCGCAGGAAGAUCGAGAAGCGGAACCUCAAGUUGCGGCAGAGGAACCUAAAGCUGCAGGGGACCUGGGAUGUGAGCCUGUCAGAAACUCAAGAUGAAGAUGUGUCUCAAGAAACCGUAGCAAGUGGAAAAAUUAAAAAAUCCCUGAAACACUCCAUGAAUGUGGGCUUGUCCGAAGCCCCAAAUGGAGAUACAUGUAAAGAAACAGUGGGAGGUGGGAAAGUUAAAAAAUCCCUAAAGCCGUCUGUGAAUAAGGGCCUGUCAGAAGCCCAAAAUGGAGAUAUAUCUAAAGAAACAGUGGAAGAUGUAAAAGUUAAAAAGUCCCCCAAGAAAUCUACCAUAUUAACCAACGGGGAAGCAGCAGUGCACACUCCCAGUUCAGAAUCUAAGAAGAAGAAGAAAAAGAAAAAGAGAAAAAUGGUGGAUAAUGCUGGGCCUGAUACCAAAAAAGCAAAAACGGAAGACAAAGUGGAGCCAGAGGAAGGUGCCCAGGCCCCUGGAGAAACCGAAACCAGCGUGGGGAAGCCAGGUGACGGGGAAGAGGAGAGCGAGGUGCCCAGCCUGCCCCUGGGACUGACAGGGGCUUUCGAGGACACUUCAUUUGCUUCUCUCUCUAAUCUUGUCAAUGAGAACACUCUCCGGGCAAUAAAAGAAAUGGGCUUUACAAACAUGACCGAAAUCCAGCAUAAAAGUGUCAGACCACUUCUGGAAGGCAGGGAUCUUCUGGCAGCUGCAAAAACUGGCAGUGGCAAAACCCUGGCCUUCCUCAUCCCUGCAGUUGAACUCAUUGUUAAGUUAAAGUUCAUGCCCAGGAAUGGAACUGGAGUUCUUAUUCUCUCCCCUACUAGGGAACUGGCCAUGCAGACUUUCGGUGUUCUUAAAGAGCUGAUGACACACCACGUUCACACAUACGGGUUGAUAAUGGGUGGCAGCAACAGGUCUGCUGAGGCACAGAAGCUUGCUAAUGGGAUCAACAUCAUUGUGGCCACACCAGGCCGCCUCCUGGACCACAUGCAGAAUACUCCAGGGUUUAUGUAUAAAAACCUGCAGUGUCUGGUUAUUGAUGAGGCUGAUCGUAUCUUGGAUGUUGGGUUUGAAGAGGAGUUAAAGCAAAUUAUUAAACUUCUGCCAACACGCAGGCAGACCAUGCUCUUUUCUGCCACACAAACUCGCAGAGUUGAGGACCUGGCGAGGAUUUCUCUGAAAAAGGAGCCAUUGUAUGUUGGUGUCGAUGAUGAUAAAACUAAUGCAACAGUGGAUGGUCUUGAGCAGGGAUAUGUUGUUUGUCCUUCCGAGAAAAGAUUCCUCCUGCUCUUCACAUUCCUUAAGAAGAACCGGAAGAAGAAACUCAUGGUCUUCUUCUCAUCUUGUAUGUCCGUGAAAUACCACUAUGAGUUGCUGAACUACAUCGAUUUGCCUGUCUUGGCCAUUCAUGGAAGGCAGAAGCAAAAUAAGCGUACGACCACAUUCUUCCAGUUCUGCAACGCGGAUACGGGCAUAUUGUUGUGCACGGACGUGGCAGCCAGAGGGCUGGACAUUCCUGAAGUCGACUGGAUUGUUCAGUAUGACCCUCCAGAUGACCCCAAGGAAUACAUUCAUCGAGUGGGAAGAACUGCCAGGGGCCUAAACGGAAGGGGGCAUGCCUUGCUCAUUUUGCGUCCUGAAGAAUUGGGUUUCCUUCGUUACCUGAAGCAAUCCAAGGUCCCGUUAAGUGAGUUUGAGUUUUCCUGGUCCAAAAUUUCUGACAUUCAGUCCCAGCUUGAAAAAUUGAUUGAAAAGAACUACUUCCUUCAUAAGUCAGCCCAGGAAGCAUAUAAGUCGUACAUUCGAGCAUAUGACUCCCAUUCUCUGAAACAAAUCUUUAACGUUAAUAACUUAAAUUUGCCUCACGUUGCUCUGUCAUUUGGCUUCAAGGUGCCUCCUUUUGUUGAUCUGAACGUGAACAGCAAUGAUGGCAAGCUGAAGAAGAGAGGCGGCGGUGGUGGGUUCGGCUACCAGAAGCCCAAGAAAGUGGAGAAGUCCAAAAUCUUCAAGCACAUUAGCAAGAAGUCUUCCGACGGCAGGCAGUUCUCUCACUGAAGACCGUCCUUCCAUCUUCAGGGGCUUAGUCCUGAGAGGAGUGGUUUUUCUUGCUCUAACAAGGACUUUUGACUGUAGGAUUGGGACUGAUCUAACAGGAGUAUAAAUUGGCAUGGAGUGCAAGCAAUGAGCAGUAUUUCCAGCAAGUCUUGUUUAUGUUGAGUCAUAAAACAAAAACAAGUUCAUUUUUUCUUGAUUUCCCAAGGACAACGCAAAGGGGGUUUUUUGGUCUUUGUUGUGAUUAAAGGGUAUUUUGAGGUUAAGUUUUGGGUUUUUUUUAAUCUCAUCUGUCAUUGUUUUAAUUCUUUUUGUGCCUUUUCUUCUGGUGUCUGAAUAUUUUUGUGACAUGAAUUGCUAUAGCAACCUGCUGAAACGGGCAGGUCACCCAGUACACUGGAGGCGGUUUGGGGUGACAGUGCAGGAAACAGUCUGGGUUUUGUGUUUUGUUGUUUCUUAGACCUUAACGGUAGUUCCUGAUCCCUCCUGAAAAUGCUGCCGUGUGAAAGGACAGAGCUUUUGAAGUACCUAAGAAGCACCUUCAACUAAAGGUGGCAGGGUUUUUAUAUACGCCAGAUUUUAAAACAGCCUUUCCCCGUUUUGUUUUAAGAGCAAGAAACGAGGUGUGCUUUGAGUAAAAUGCCCGUUUGGAGUUGGAGGAGAGCUGAGGUUUCUGGCCUCGUUUACACCGAUGCAGGUGUGGUGUCUGCUGCUCCAUGUGGUGAUGGGCAAAGACCUUUGAAAACAAAUGGUGACAGAGUGACAACACCCAUUCAGCCGUGUUUCCGGUGGGGCUUGUUUGGGGUUUAGUGAGCUCUUCCAACUCGACUCCUGAGCAGGUAAAGCAUCUUUUGGAGAAAAAAAAAUUGCUUUUUCCAGAUCCGUGAAAUAUGAGCAGGGGCCAGAGAGGGCAGGAGUUUAGUCACAUGUGGUUUUCUGCUGUGGGACUCCUGAUCUGUGUUUGAUGUUUUAUUUCUAUGCUCCAUAACUGCCAAUGGUUAUUCCAAUUUACAACCAAAGUUGCUGGCAUCGCUUGCUGCUGUGCCUGUUGAUAUUGUAGACUCCUGUGGAAUACAAGGACACUGAGAACGUCAGGUGGAGAGGAAGCCGCCGGACGGAGAGCACCCAGAGGGACUGGGAGAAGUGGGAUCCGCGGCCGGCCUGACCGCUGUCCCGUCGCGGGCCUCGCGGGCGCAGGCCUGGACUGCUGGACUCCUGACAUUUAACAGCUGCUUCUCUAUCCAGUAGCUUGUUUUUCUUUUCAGAAAUAAUCACGUUUCAAAAACACAUACAAAGCAAAGGGAAGAAUAUUUAAUCACUGAACGUAAAGACUGAAUAUUUUGUUAUAUAUCCUCCCAGUGUUUUAUAUACAUUAAAUGUUUUUAUCAAAAGUGAAA